Episyrphus balteatus (marmalade hoverfly) is the source of this 1920-nucleotide messenger RNA. Its product is annotated as dihydrolipoyl dehydrogenase, mitochondrial. Gene Ontology annotation, molecular function: dihydrolipoyl dehydrogenase (NADH) activity; flavin adenine dinucleotide binding. Gene Ontology annotation, cellular component: oxoglutarate dehydrogenase complex; mitochondrion. The transcript has 6 exons. The record is from RefSeq and is a predicted model, not a curated record. NCBI's taxonomy places the organism in Eukaryota, Metazoa, Arthropoda, Insecta, Diptera, Syrphidae. Bases 173 to 1687 code for a protein of 504 amino acids.
AUUGGUGAAAAAAAUACUGGUGAAUUUCGUGCUCUACCGAAAUUUUUCUUUCUAGUAUUUGAAGUUUUUUUUGUGGGAGCCGAUUCGAUUUUUCCCGUGUGAUUGAAAAAAAACACACAAAAAAUUUAAAUUAUACACGAAUUGAUUAAAAAACAAAUAUCCCCCCGAAAAAAUGCAGUGCAGUCUACGUAAUGUCAUAUGCCUUGCAAGCAAGGCCCCAUUGAAGACAAAUGGAGCUAUUCUUGGAGCCCUAAAUGGUCGCUUCUAUUCCACCACCCAUGAAGCUGAUCUUGUUGUGAUUGGCUCUGGACCCGGUGGAUAUGUAGCUUCCAUUAAAGCAGCCCAAUUGGGAAUGAAGACUGUUAACAUCGAAAAAUACCCAACACUGGGUGGAACCUGUUUAAAUGUCGGUUGUAUUCCAUCCAAAGCUUUGUUAAACAAUUCAUAUUUGUAUGAAAUGGCAGCACAGGGUCAUAUGGCCGAUCGUGGUAUUAAUGUGAGUGGAGUCGAAUUGGAUUUGGAGAAGCUGAUGUCAAUGAAGAAGAAUGUUGUGAAAUCAUUGACUGGUGGAAUUGCACAGCUUUUCAAGAAGAACAAAGUUACACAAUUGACUGGAUUGGGAACUAUUACUUCGCCAAAUGUUGUUGAAGUCACAAAGGAAGAUGGAAGCAAGGACACGAUUAAUACAAAGAAUAUUAUGAUUGCUAGUGGUUCAGUUGUGACACCAUUCCCUGGAAUUGAGGUCGAUGAAGAAGUCAUUGUUUCCAGUACAGGUGCCCUCUCACUCAAACAAGUUCCCGAAAAAAUGAUCAUCAUUGGAGCUGGUGUAAUUGGUCUUGAACUUGGUUCCGUGUGGGGACGUCUUGGUGCUGAAGUAACUGCCGUUGAAUUCUUGGAAACCAUUGGUGGAGCUGGUAUUGAUGCUGAAGUCUCAAAAACCUUCCAAAAAGUCCUCACCAAGCAAAAGAUGAACUUCAAAUUGGGAACAAAAGUACUCGGUGCCUCCAAAUCUGGUGGACAAGUCACCGUCUCUGUUGAGAAUGUAAAGUCUGGCGAAAAGGAAGAUCUAGUCUGUGAUGUGCUUCUUGUUUGUGUUGGUCGCAAGCCAUACACCGAAGGACUAGGUUUGGAAAAUGUUGGCAUUGUCGUUGACGACAGGGGCAGGAUUCCAGUCAACGCCCAAUUGCAAACAGUUGUACCUAAUAUCUAUGCCAUUGGUGAUGUCAUUCACGGACCAAUGUUGGCCCACAAAGCCGAAGAUGAGGGUUCAGCUUGUGCGGAAGGUAUGAUGGGCGGUCAUGUGCAUAUUGAUUAUAACUGUGUGCCAAGUGUGGUGUACACUCAUCCUGAAGUUGCGUGGGUUGGCAAAUCUGAGGAAAUGUUGAAACAAGAAGGAGUUGAAUACAAAGUCGGUAAAUUCCCAUUCAUGGCUAAUUCCAGAGCGAAGACUAAUAACGAAGCCGAGGGAUUUGUCAAAGUCUUGGCUGAUAAAUCAACAGAUAGAAUUUUGGGAACACACAUUAUUGGACCUGCUGCUGGUGAAAUCAUCAAUGAAGCUGCCCUUGCCAUGGAAUAUGGAGCAUCUGCUGAAGAUGUUGCCCGUGUCUGUCAUGCCCAUCCUACCAACUCUGAAGCCUUGAGGGAAGCCAAUAUUGCCGCUUCAUUCGGCAAACCAAUCAACUUCUAGUUUCAUUCUUCAAUCAAUCCCUCUUCCCCUGUAAUUUCACACCACAAACCGUCGUCGUUCGUAAUAAUGAAUUUUUUUUAGAGAGAGAGAUAACUUAACAUUGUAAUGCUUGAUGAUGAUGGUGUGUGGCUGGAUGGUGUGUAGUUUAUUUAUCUUUCAACAAAAAUAUUAGAAGCAAUUUAUUUUUAAUUAUAUUAUUACUUCUCACCUCACAAAAAAAAAAAAAAAAACAA